This is a messenger RNA of Achroia grisella, 1418 nucleotides long. Its product is annotated as protein FAM50 homolog. Bases 293 to 1318 code for a protein of 341 amino acids. Gene Ontology annotation, cellular component: nucleus. NCBI's taxonomy places the organism in Eukaryota, Metazoa, Arthropoda, Insecta, Lepidoptera, Pyralidae. Gene Ontology annotation, biological process: chromatin organization. The record is from RefSeq and is a predicted model, not a curated record. The transcript is spliced from 6 exons.
CGUAUCUUUCUGAUCUGUCAUGUAUUUGUUCAAGUUGCGUUAUUUUAUUGUUUAUUAUUAUAAUUUAAUAUUUUUUGGAAACGUACAUUGUUGUUCAAUGAACAAAGUAAAUUGAUUUUAUUAUCAACUCUGAAUUGUGGUAAUUGUUUUAUAGGCUAGAUUGAUGUCCAGUGGAUUUGAUGUUAUGAACUGAAUUUUGUAAACGAAUAAUACUUUACUAAAGUAUUUUUUUAAAAAACACUUGUUCUACAGUAAAUAUUACUGCCCGCCUUAUUAAAUUAUAUACAUUAUAAUGGCACAUUAUAAGGGUGCUGCCUCUGAGGCAGGUCGCGCUAUGCACCUCAUGAAGAAGCGAGAAAAAGCUCAGCAAGAAAUAGAACUACGUAAAAAGAAAAUAGAAGAAGAUCUAAAAAUAGAUAAUAUCGAAAACAAGUUUGCUACACAUUAUGAUGCAGUAGAACAACAAUUGAAAAGCUCUACUAUAGGUUUGGUAACCCUUGACGAGAUGAAGGCGAAACAAGAACACAUAGUACGUGAGAGAGAGAAGAAACUGGCACAGAAGAAGGCUGAAAAAGAAAAAGAGAGACAAAAGGAAAUUGAAGCAAAACAGGCACAGAAAAAUAAACAGAAACGACAGAUUCAAGCACUUUCUUUUGACAUGAAUGAGGAGGAAGAGGAAGAUGUAUCAGAGGAGGAAAUUAAAGUUGAAGAGCCUGAAAUGAACUGGAGAGAUAAAGAAGAACCUCUACUGAAAAAAAUAAAGAAGAAUCCAGAUGUGGAUACAUCAUUCCUGCCUGAUAGAGAACGUGAGGAAGCAGACUUAAAACUUAGGGAGGAACUUCGUUUAGAAUGGGUGAUGACACAAGCUAGCCUUAAAGAUGAACCAAUUACUGUCACCUUUAGCUAUUGGGAUGGCUCUGGACAUCGACGAAAUGUGACUUUAAAGAAAGGGAACUCAAUUUACCAAUUUCUACAGCGUUGCUUGGACACGUUGCGGCCCGAGUUUAGUGAGCUCAAGACAGUGUCUGCUGACCAACUCAUGUAUGUGAAAGAAGACCUUAUACUGCCCCACCAUUAUACAUUUUAUGACUUCAUAGUCAUGAAGGCACGAGGAAAAAGCGGUCCGUUGUUUCAGUUUGAUGCAUCAGAUGAUGUAAGAUUAGUUAAUGAUGCCACACAAGAGAAGCAAGACUCACAUGCAGGCAAAGUAUUGUUAAGAUCUUGGUACGAGAGAAAUAAACACAUUUUUCCAGCUUCCAGAUGGGAGCCAUAUGAUCCUACCAAAACAUAUUCAAAAUAUACAAUCAAAGGAAAAUGAACUAUUGUAUAUUACAAUAGUUGUUGACAUUUCAUAUCAAAGUAAUUGAUGUUAAAAACAAGCAGUAAAUCGGGCAAUAAAAGUAAUUAAAUAAGUUCUU